UCCCGUCGUCAACAGGUCUAGCUAGGUGACCAUCGCAAUGCACGAACACUGGUUGACAUUGACGGCAAAUGCGAGGACGUUAUUAUGAAGCUCCGUCGAAUACGGUUAGAAUCAACUGGAUGUUGCUCGACCGUCGAUCAGUGAACAUCAUUCGGAUGAGCUUUACAUACAAUGUAUGUAUAUAAGUUCAUGCAUGUUCUCCGGAGUCCGCAUCAAUCCAUCUUCCACGUCUCCCUUUUUUCGAAUCAAGCAUCCCGCCGUGAUCAAUCACGACUCCACCCUGUAAUCUCGAGUUUUUUUGUAUAACCCGUUUCAGUAUAUAAUGACCCAUAACUGCAUUGACUGGGAGGCCACACCACUACGUUUCCUAACGAUAUCGUAUGGAAACAAGAAGGUGGCAACGCAGAAGGGUCCAGCAUCUAAAGUUCGCGAAUUCAAAGCCCUCCAAUCAUUUGUGCACCGUAAAUUUUCUAUCAAAGACCGUCCACUCUCAUCCGUGCGCUUCCGAACGACCUGCAACCUUAGCUGUACGACAUUCGAGGACCACUCCGCCUUUGAGGUUGAUGAAGAAGCAUGGGAAGAAGAAGGCUUAAGGGACCUUGUCUGCUGUCUGGAGGUGUGGCUGUGCGACUCGGAGGAGGUUUUGCCUGGCCCGUCUUCUGGUGUCGAUGGAGAAUUGGGCGAGGAGGCAUUGAAGCCUGAAGAGGAAUCUGAAGAUACUCAGGUCCAUGAGCAAGUUCGAGUCUCUGGCGAACGGGAAGAUAUAGAGGGUGAAAGCAACGGUGAUGUAGCAGAGGACAAGGACAGUGUCGAGGAUGAGGCGGAGGUGGAGCAGGAAGAGGAAGAGCAGGAAGAGGAAAAACAGGAGGAGGAGGAGAAAGAGAGGGAAGAGGAAAGUGCUCUGCGGACUAGGCCAUCUGGUCGCCGACAACGGGUCGUUGUGUCUGAUGACGAAGAUAGUUUGAAGGAGUUUGAUCGUGACCUGGCAGCAGACUUGCAGCAGAAAAAUAAGGCUGCCGAAGUUGUCGAUGGCCCACAGCCAUCAGCACCAAUCGCUAAGAACCGAGCCGGUUCAACCAGUGCUAUUCAUGCACAAGACAUACAGCGUACCCCUGAAUCUAUAGAUAUAGAACGACCAGUCAAGAAGGAAAAGGAACCUCCUCUUGCGCAUCGCGUGCGGCAGUCCUCACCUGUUGAAAGCUCUCAUGAAGGCCGAGCCCCCUCCGGAGCAGCAUCAGGCCGACCUAUCAAACAAGAACCAAUUAUUGCAGCGCGAUCAGCGUCUCAGUCUCAAGCCACCCAUGCGACUCAGGACUGUACGUUGUUUGCGACUAUCAGGGAUAUCUUCGCCAUGAUUACUCACGAACAUACAUAGCCGAAUCAGCGCCUGAGCUCACACAGAACAAACUUGUCAUUAGCAUCCAACACAAACCCUCCGCACAGCAUGCACAGUUCAGCACGAAGCCCCAUACACGAGUGGGCAGGGUUCUCACCGGGGCAUGCAAGAGCUUCCGCUUGGAUGUGAACGUAGCACAGCUCUACUUGGUCGUGGUAACGCAAAAUGACCAGGGUUUGAAGGAGGAAGAUUAUUUCUUGUGUGAUCGAAACGAGACGGUGGAAACCGCUCUUGUGGGCGUGGAUGGGAGGGCAGAGUUUAUGAUUCGGAUGCCUGAAGAUCCUGUAGUGUAGGAUGGUAUAUUUUACUAG
Suillus paluster is the source of this 1707-nucleotide messenger RNA. RefSeq lists its product as uncharacterized. The transcript is spliced from 4 exons. Bases 323 to 1375 code for a protein of 350 amino acids. NCBI's taxonomy places the organism in Eukaryota, Fungi, Basidiomycota, Agaricomycetes, Boletales, Suillaceae. The record is from RefSeq and is a predicted model, not a curated record.